Messenger RNA from Plasmodium gallinaceum, 2406 nucleotides. RefSeq names its product choline-phosphate cytidylyltransferase, putative. Gene Ontology annotation, molecular function: phosphatidylcholine binding; choline-phosphate cytidylyltransferase activity. The transcript is spliced from 4 exons. The record is from RefSeq and is a predicted model, not a curated record. NCBI's taxonomy places the organism in Eukaryota, Apicomplexa, Aconoidasida, Haemosporida, Plasmodiidae. The coding region runs from base 1 to 2406 and encodes 801 amino acids. Gene Ontology annotation, biological process: CDP-choline pathway.
AUGGUAGUUAAGGUACAUUCGGUUCAAAACUUGGAGAACCAAGAAUCUAAAUUUUUUAGCAAUGGAAAUUUAAAUAAUGAAAAUGUCAAUAAAGAAACCAUAAGAAUAUAUGCAGAUGGUGUUUAUGACCUUUUGCAUUUAGGCCAUAUGAAACAAUUACAACAGGCAAAACAUAUGGAAAAAAGUGUUACCUUAAUUGUAGGUGUGUCAAGCGAUUAUGAAACAAAAAAAUUUAAAGGUCAAAUAGUACAAUCAUUAGAGGAGAGAACUGAAACGUUAAAACAUAUUCGUUGGGUAGAUGAAAUAAUUUCACCAUGCCCAUGGUUAAAUGUCAAUGAAGAUACAAAUGAUGACGUAUAUGCUUGGUUAAAAAAGGCAGGAAAAUUUAGAGCUACACAAAGAACAGAAGGAGUUUCUACAACAGAUUUAAUUGUAAGAAUAUUAAAAAAUUAUGAAGAUUAUAUUGAAAGAUCUCUACAAAGAGGUAUUCACCCUAAUGAAUUAAAUAUAGGUGUGACAAAAGCACAAUCAAUUAAAAUGAAAAAAAAUUUAAUUAGAUGGGGAGAGAAAGUUACUGAUGAAUUAACAAAAGUAACUUUAACAGAUAAACCAUUGGGUACUGAUUUUGAUCAAGGAAUAGAUAUAAUAAGAGAUAAAGUGCAUGGAUUAUUUAAAUUGUGGAGGUAUCACUCAAAAAAGCUUUUAAAAGAUUUUGCAAAAUCUUUCGAUCCUAUGUUUAUUAUGAUUAGAAAAAAAAGCAAAAAGGAUAGUAUUACAAGUAUGUAUUUAUCUGAUUCUAAUUAUUUGUCAAGAAUAAUGAAAGAAGAUUCAAAAAAAAAGAAAUGUUUUAGUAAUUCCUUUAACAGUCUUGAUGAAUAUUAUUAUUCGGCAGAUGAAGAUUAUCAUAGGGUUAAUAAUGUCUAUAAUGUAAUAAGUAAAAUUGCUAAUGAUUCAUAUAAUACAGAAAUUGAUAACUAUGAAACAUGUUUUGAAUUAGAAGCAUGUCUUAAAGAUAAACAGAGAAAAAAAGGAAACCAAUUGAAACUAAUAUCAGAUGAAAUGUUAGAAUUCACUGAUCCAUUGGAUAUAAAAAAUGAGGUUGAAUACAACAGUACAGAUGAUAAAAUGAGUGAAAAAUUACUUAACACAAGUAAAUUAAGCAAAAAAGUAAAUUAUAAAGAGUACCUUAAAACUACAUAUCAAGAUACAAAUGAUGAAAAAGAUCAUAUUUUAGAUAGUAGAAAAAAUAAUGUUGAAAAUAAAAAUAAUAAUAAAGAAAGUAGUAUUAACAAUAAUAAUGACAAAGACGAUUAUAAAAGUUGUGUGGAUGUUUAUAUGGAUAAUAAAUAUAAUCAUAUUAUUUUAAAUAGGAAACAUAGUAAUAGUGGAGAUACAAAAAAAGAUGAACCAUUAGAAGAAAAUAUAUUAAUUAAUAAUUUACAUGAACCCAAUUUUCAAAAUGUCAAAACUGAAGAAUAUGAAAGGAAUUUUAUUGAACCAAAAGAAAUUACAAAAUCAAAGGAUAAUCAAAUUAAAGAAAAAAAGGAAAAUUUUGAUAAAAGAAAAAAAGUUAGAAUUUAUGCUGAUGGUGUAUAUGAUAUGUUACAUUUAGGACAUAUGAAACAAUUGGAACAAGCAAAGAAAAUGUUUGAAAAUACCACUUUAAUUGUAGGUGUUUCAAGUGAUAAUGAAACGAAAAUAUUUAAAGGUCAAAUUGUACAAUCACUUGAGGAGAGAACUGAAACGUUAAAACAUAUUCGUUGGGUAGAUGAAAUAAUUUCACCAUGCCCAUGGGUAAUUACACCUGAGUUUUUAGAAAAACAUAAAAUUGAUUAUGUUGCUCAUGAUGAUAUACCAUAUGCUAAUAAUCAAAAAAAAAAAAAAAAAAAAAAAAAAACCAAGUUAAAUAUGAAUGAAGAUACAAAUGAUGACGUAUAUGCUUGGUUAAAAAAGGCAGGAAAAUUUAGAGCUACACAAAGAACAGAAGGAGUUUCUACAACAGAUUUAAUUGUAAGAAUAUUAAAAAAUUAUGAAGAUUAUAUUGAAAGAUCUCUACAAAGAGGUAUUCACCCUAAUGAAUUAAAUAUAGGUGUAACAAAAGCACAAUCAAUUAAAAUGAAAAAAAAUUUAAUUAGAUGGGGUGAGAAAGUUACUGAUGAAUUAACAAAAGUAACUUUAACAGAUAAACCACUUGGUACUGAUUUUGAUCAAGGAAUAGAAAAUCUUCAAGUAAAAUUUAAAGAACUUUUUAAAAUAUGGAAAAAUGCAUCCAACAAAUUAAUAAAAGAUUUUACUAGAAAAUUCGAUGCAACAUCUAAUUUGUCUUCCUUGCAAAGAUCUUUAGAUAAUGAAGGCGAGUAUUACGAUUUUAUUAGUAGCAAUUGUGAUGAAGAGACAAGUAGUUAA